Calypte anna (Anna's hummingbird) is the source of this 3956-nucleotide messenger RNA. It is a transcript of the gene SMC4, whose product is annotated as structural maintenance of chromosomes 4. The record is from RefSeq and is a predicted model, not a curated record. The transcript has 23 exons. Gene Ontology annotation, molecular function: protein binding; ATP hydrolysis activity; ATP binding. Gene Ontology annotation, biological process: mitotic chromosome condensation. Bases 26 to 3928 code for a protein of 1300 amino acids. NCBI's taxonomy places the organism in Eukaryota, Metazoa, Chordata, Aves, Apodiformes, Trochilidae. Gene Ontology annotation, cellular component: chromosome.
GGAAGGGGAACAGCCAACUGAGAUCAUGCCAGGCAAGAGCACCAAAACCUCUACAGCAGCCCAUCGGAGAGGCACAGAGCCCUCAGAGGAGGCCACCAGUGACAUGGAAGUGGAAAAGGAUGGUGCCAGGCAGCUUGGUGAAGCACCUCCAGCAGCAGACUCGGAUGAGGUGCUUGAUAAUCGAAGUUUAGAGGAGAUUUUGGGUAGCAUCUCUCCUCCCCCCCCUCCAGCAAUGACCAAUGAACCUGGUGCUCCUCGGCUCAUGAUAACUCAUAUUGUAAACCAAAACUUCAAAUCCUAUGCAGGGGAGAGAACUUUGGGACCUUUUCAUAAGCGUUUUUCAUGUAUUAUUGGGCCAAAUGGCAGUGGGAAAUCCAAUGUCAUUGAUUCCAUGCUUUUUGUGUUUGGGUAUCGAGCACAAAAAAUCAGAUCCAAAAAACUCUCAGUGCUGAUCCAUUAUUCUGACGAGCACACAGACAUCCAGAGCUGCACUGUGGAAGUCCACUUCCAAAAGAUCAUUGACAAGGAAGGAGAUGAUUACGAAGUCAUUCCUAACAGCAACUUUUAUGUAUCUAGAACUGCUUAUAGAGAUAAUUCUUCUGUCUACCACAUCAAUGGAAAGAAAUCAACCUUCAAAGAUGUUGGUAUUCUUCUUCGAAGCCAUGGAAUUGAUCUGGACCAUAACAGGUUCUUAAUUUUACAGGGGGAAGUUGAGCAGAUUUCAAUGAUGAAGCCAAAAGGCCAGACUGAACAUGAUGAAGGCAUGCUGGAAUAUUUGGAAGAUUUAAUAGGAUCUGCAAGGCUCAAAGAUCCUAUCAAAACUCUGUGUCGCAGAGUAGAGGUUUUAAAUGAGCAGAGAGGAGAGAAGCUAAACAGAGUUAAAUUGGUGGAAAAAGAAAAGGAUGCCUUGGAAGCAGACAAGAAUAAAGCCAUUGAAUUUCUUAGCCUGGAAAACAAAAUGUUUAAAGAGAAGAAUCGGAUCUGUCAGUACUAUGUCUAUGACCUGAAGAAACGAAUCAAUAAAAUGGAAAUGCAGAAAGAAGAAGUUAACAAAGAAACAAAAGACAUUAAUGAGAAGAGCAGUCAGCUUGCAGAUCAGAUGAGAACCAAGAAUAAAGCUUUGAAAGAACUUGAAAAGAAACUCAACAAAAUUACAGCAUUCAUAGAGGAAAACAAAGAAAAAUUUACUCAGUUGGAUUUGGAGGAUGUGAAAGUAAGGGAAAAGCUAAAACAUGCCAAAAGUAAGGCUAAAAAACUGGAGAAGCAACUUCAAAAGGACAAAGAAAAGGUAGAAGAAUUUAAAAAUGUCCCUUCCAAUAGUGAAAAAGCAAUCAGUGAAGCAAGGGCUAAGAAAGAGCUGCUUGAAAAGGCAAAGGAGAAGGAAGAACUAAAACUCAAGCAGGUUAUGGACAGCCUUAAGGAAGAGACACGAGGACUUCAGAAAGAAAAAGAGAGCAAAGAGAAAGAGCUGCUGGAGUUCAGUAAAGAGGUGAACGAGGCUCGUUCCAAGAUGGAUGUGGCUCAGUCAGAGCUGGAGCUCUACCUCAGCCACCACAACGCUGCUGUGGCUCAGCUAAAUCGUGCCAAGGAGGCUCUGACAUCCACUUCAGAAACCCUUAAGGAAAGAAAAGCUGCUAUCAAAGAUAUAGAUGUAAAAUUACCCCGAGCUGAACAGGAAUUGAAGGAGAAAGAGAAGAGGCUGGAGGAGCUGGGAAGGCAAGAAUCAGGAGUGAAAAGUCUUGUUCGAGAUCUACGUCAAAAAGUAGAAGAAGCCAAAAGUUCCUUAGCACAAAGUCGCAGUCAAGGAAAAGUGCUGGAGGCUCUGCUUCAGCAGAAGAAAGCUGGAAAUAUUCCUGGAAUAUAUGGAAGAUUGGGAGACUUGGGAGCCAUCAGUGAGAAGUAUGAUGUGGCCAUUUCAUCCUGUUGUGGUGCCUUGGACAACAUUGUUGUGGACACCAUUGACACUGCCCAGCAAUGUGUGAACUUCCUAAAGGCCACAGGAAUUGGAGCUGCCACAUUUAUAGGCCUGGACAAAAUGACUCAGUGGGAAAAAAACAUCCAAAAGAUCCCAACUCCUGCAAACACUCCCAGGCUGUUUGACCUGGUGCAGGUCAAUGACCCCAACGUCCGCCUGGCUUUCUACUUCGCCUUACGGGACACCCUGGUGGUCAACAACUUGGAAGAAGCCACCAGGAUAGCAUUCCAAGAAGACAAAAGAUGGAGGGUGGUCACCCUGGAAGGACAAGUCAUUGAGCAGUCAGGAACGAUGACUGGUGGUGGGGGGAAAGUAAUGAAGGGCAGAAUGGGCUCCUCAGUCAGGAUGGAUGUUUCAGAAGAAGAGGUCAGUGAAAUGGAAUCUCAGCUACAGAAGGACUGCAAAAGAGCAGCACAGUAUGAGGAGGAGAUGUCACAGCUUGAAGAAGCUAUAACAAAACUGCACCAAGAUAUUAGAGAAAUGAGAAAUACCUCAGAGAAGUACACAGCGAGUAUCCAGGGGUUAGCUGAACAAGAAAUGAAUCUAAAGAGUCAAGUUAAGGAACUUGAAGCAAAUGUAAUUGCUGCUGCUCCAGAUGAAAUCAAACAGAAGGAAUUGGAAAACGUCCUUAAUAGUUACAAAAAAGAUUACAGUGGCAUUGCAGAGAAAGCUGGUAAGAUAGAAAAGGAAGUGAAACGGUUACACGACCUCAUACUUGAGAUCAAUAAUAAAAAACUUAAAGCACAGCAAGACAAACUUGAUAAGAUCAACAAAGAAAUGGAUGAAUGUGCUUCAGCCAUAACAAAAGCCCAGGUGGCAGCCAAGACUGCAGACAGAAACCUGAAAAAAUCUGAAGACUCACUUCUUCGGACAGAGAAGGAAAUUAAGGAGAAUGAGAAGGAAAUUAAAGACUUAACACAAGAACUGACUACACUGGAAGACAAAGCUACUGAGGUUAUAAACAACUGCAAGCAAGCUGAAGAAACGUUGCCAGAAGUUCAGGAGGAGCAUCGUGGUUUACUCCAAGAGAUUCAAACUAUUCAGGAUGAUGAACAUGCACUUCAAAAGGAAGCUCUUAAUAUUAAGCUGAAAAUUGAACAAAUUGAUAGUCACAUCUCUGCACACCAGUCAAAGAUUAAAUACUGGCAGAAAGAGGUAUCAAAAAUCACCCUGCACCCCAUAGAUGAUAAACCAGCUGAAGAAUUUCCAGUACUGAGUGAGGAAGAGCUUGAAGCCAUCAAGGAUCCCAAUGUUAUCACUAACCAGAUUGCUCUCCUGGAAGCCCAGUGUCACGAGAUGAAACCCAACCUGGGCUCCAUUGCAGAAUACAAGAAGAAGGAAGAGCUAUACUUGAAACGUGUGACUGAACUGGAUGAAAUUACCACUGAGAGAGACAACUUCAGAAGAGCUUUUGAAGAUCUUAGGAAACAAAGGCUAAAUGAAUUUAUGGCAGGAUUCAAUGUAAUAACAAAUAAACUGAAGGAAAACUACCAGAUGCUGACCUUGGGAGGGGAUGCUGAACUAGAACUCGUGGACAGUCUGGAUCCCUUCUCUGAAGGAAUCGUGUUUAGUGUUCGGCCCCCAAAGAAAAGCUGGAAGAAGAUCUUUAACUUGUCAGGAGGAGAGAAGACACUUAGUUCCCUGGCAUUAGUUUUUGCUCUUCAUCAUUACAAACCAACACCACUUUAUUUUAUGGAUGAGAUUGAUGCAGCACUUGACUUCAAAAAUGUGUCUAUUGUAGCCUACUACAUCUAUGAGCAAACCAAAAAUGCACAAUUCAUCAUCAUCUCCUUACGAAACAACAUGUUUGAGAUUGCAGACAGAUUAAUUGGGAUUUUUAAGACUCACAAUGUCACCAAAUGUGUGGCAACAAACCCCAAAAUUAUUGCAGCUAAAGGACUGGCUGAACUUGGCACUCUAGGGUGUGGUGAAACUCAGAAUAGGGUGGAAUAAGCUUCCAUUCUCAAUGCUGCUGUUUACU